Molecule: messenger RNA, 4128 nt
Organism: Ictalurus punctatus (channel catfish)
Lineage: Eukaryota; Metazoa; Chordata; Actinopteri; Siluriformes; Ictaluridae
Gene: rtn4rl2a
Product: reticulon 4 receptor-like 2 a
Exons: 3
Coding region: 171-1547 (458 amino acids)
Cellular component (GO): plasma membrane
Molecular function (GO): protein binding
Source: RefSeq, a predicted model, not a curated record
UGCCCACCGACGUAGGCGCCGCGCCGCCGGGCGACUAUAAACAGCAGCCGGUGCGAGCUUUCGGCACUCGCUCUCAUCAGUCGCUCCGACUCAGGAACCAGAGCAUCAGCGGAGAUAGCAAGGAACCGUUCGCCUCCUUACGGCUAACUCGCUUUCGUCUUUGGUUCGGAAUGGAAACUUCUGCCUUUACGCGGAGCCGACGAAGCUCCAUGGCGCAUGACUUUAAGAGUGGUCUCUCGCUCUGGCUGGUGGUCUGGUUGGUUGUGGUUAAGCCUGCACCUGUGCAGAGCUGCCCACACCUGUGCGUGUGUUACCCAUCUCCCAUGACCGUGAGCUGCCAGGCGCAGAACUUCACCUUUGUUCCAAGCGGUGUCCCCUACGAGUCACAGCGCGUCUUUCUGCAGAACAAUCGCAUCACAGAGCUGAGAGUGGGCUCCUUUGGCUUUGGGACUCAGGUUCUGUGGCUCUUCUCUAACAACAUUACCUGGAUUGAGGCUGGUGCUUUCAGUGAGCUACGUGAUCUGGAGGAGCUGGAUCUGGGUGAUAACCCUCACCUGCGCCGCCUGGAGGGUGGAGCUUUCCGUGGGUUGGAGAAGCUGCAGAGUCUCCACAUGCAUCGCUGUCGUUUGGCCGCCCUCCCCCAUGACAUCUUCCACAAUCUCUACAGCUUGCAGUACCUAUAUCUGCAAGAGAACCAGCUCCACUUCCUCCAUGAUGACCUGUUCGCUGAUCUUAUCAACCUCAGCCAGCUCUACCUGCAUGGCAACCGCAUCCGCACGCUGUCCGAGAAUGUGUUCCGUGGCCUGGUCAACCUGGACCGCCUGCUGCUGCAUGACAAUCGCAUCCGGCAGGUCAACCGCCGCGCCUUCCGUGACCUGGGCCGCCUUACCAUGCUCUUCCUUUUCAACAACUCAUUGGCUGAGCUGCCCGGCCAGGCAAUGCGUGAUGUGGAGUCCAUCGAGUUCCUGCGGCUCAACAACAAUCCCUGGGCCUGUGGUUGUGAGGCUCGUCCACUCUGGGAGUUCUUCAGAUCCAACCGAGUCUCCAGUUCUGAGCUUCUCUGUGCCUCUCCUGCACCCCGCCGUGGCCUGGACCUCCGCUUCCUGCGUGAGAUGGACUUUGCCCUGUGCCCCCUGCCAGACCCUGGCUCCCUGGCUGGAACCACCACCACUACCUUCAGCACCAAGACCCGCUGGUGGUUCUCAAAACACAAGCCUGUCAGCUCCACCAAGGGUAUCUUUGAGAAGAGCUCAGAAAUCGUGAAAGCCCAUCCCUACUCCGGUGGCAAACCUUCAAUCACAUCUACAUCCACAAAGUACGAGCUGGGCGAGGAAGAGGCACUGCUUCCUAAGUUGGAAAAAGAAGAGUAUUGGGCCAACUAUGGCAAUGAGGAUGCAGGUAUCACCUCGCUGCGCUGCUUUGAAGUGGAAUGCCCUGACUUUGACACCAUUCCCCCGUUCUCUUCUUCAUCUACUUCCUUACCUUCCACUCUCUUGCUAGUUGUUAUGUCCAUCCUGACUGUAUCUAUCCAUCUCCUCUUUGGUUGAAUCUUUGUAUCUUAGUAAGGGAUCUUGAUCCCACAUUGCUUCUUCCCCUCUUUGGAGGAACGAAGACCCCGUUUACUCAAUCUAACUCUCAUAUACCUGAUUCCUGUUUAACUUCUACCUGACCUGUAUCUCUGUUCUGUUCAGUUUGAGCCUCUAGGCUAUCUAGGCAACUAGAGGGCACUACACUGAUUUAGGAUACAGUAGGGGAAGCAGGGAAUUCAGGGCAGGUACUGCAGUGCAGGCCCUUAUCACAAUGGAAGGUAAUGAUAGCUACUACCAGAAGGCUUUGUUAGUCAACAGGUACACUGUCCUCCUUCCUUGUGGACAUUUCAUAUAUAUCACAGUCUGUAUGGACUGGGGAUAUAUGGUUCCAUCCUAGAUUUAUGUACAACAUUUGUAUACUUCUGCCAUUUUUGGCUGCUAUUAGUGCUAUUUUGGCUAUUGUAAAUGCUGCUUGUGAUGGUCCUAUGACUAUAACUGUCUUUAUAAUUGCAGCUAAUACUGUUACUCAAAGUGCUACAGUUUCAGUGCUACUAUUGGCACUGCUUACAGUAAUGUUAGGUAGACAUGAUUUCAAACACUAUACUGGUUUUAUCAGUUAACGGUUUUAACAGUUCUUCAGAUUACAUUACAUUUUAAUCAAUAGAUGGACUGUCCAAUGUCAGUCAUUAUAUAACAUAUGUCAAAGGAUAUCAAAAAGAAAGGAUACAGGGAAAGGAGAGUGAUGGAGUGUGACAGCACAAAGAAAAUGUGUCAGCAGUGGUGAGGAAAAGGUCUAUGUAAGAAUAAUCAGAAAAAAGAGAGAAAGACAGCAAGUAACAUAUGGAGAGAGCAAGACAGACAGAGACAGAGAGAGCAAGAGAGAGAGAAUAAGACAAUAUUUCUAAGACAGAGAAAUGCAGGAAAACACUUGUCUUUUGUCUUCUCAUUUGUUUCUUAACAGCAAUUAAGACAUCAGAAACAUCCUGUAAAUAUAUCAUGACAUCAUCAUCAACAGGAAAGCUGUACAUAGUGCAAAGAAACAUGUUGUCUCAUGUUUACUGAUCUGUUGGUUUAUGUUUACUGAUCUCAGAUUUGUUCAGAAUGUGAUAUAAUUUCUUUUGUCAGUGAUUGAUAAGAUCAGCAAGAACUGAUGUGAAUGAAUUUGCUUCAUGUAUUUUAUGUUAAACUUUGUCAUGGACAUUUUUUUUUCUUCACUUUUUUGCUUUUUUUAAACAAAUAUAAACAAAUUUGUCUAUUAAUUUGCUCACUGUGAGACUCUCCUUUUCACCUCUUAGACCUUCAAAGCUUGUAUAACUUCAUACCUAAAAACAAAAACACCAUUAUAUGAGAACCUCAUACCAAGACUACAACUAACCAACUAAUCUAUCUCCCAAAAGGCUUUCAAUCAAUGGAUAAAAAAAAAAUUAAUUCUGAAGAAAAAUCGAAGACUUGAAAGAAAUCAGUGAGAAUGUACACAAAUACUCAAACAGUGUGACUGGACUGAUAGUAGGAAGAAGAGAGUUGACUAAUGAACUGACUAAUGUCUUGACAUUUGGCACUUUGUCCAACACCAGAAACCAUUGUGUUAGAGAAUAUUACUGGUGAUAUUAGGGGAUGGGGUGUUACAUAGGAGGCUGAAGAAGGCAGUUAAUCUAUUGUUUGGUUUGUUCACCUAUACAGUCCUACUUUCCUUCUUCAAAUUCAUGUAGGAGUAAGCAUACAAUUUCUCUUCUCGAUCAUCUUCUCUUCUCACAAAAAAACUUAGCAUUUGAACUUUCUCCAGAUGUGCUAUUGAAUCCUUAGGGUGUUUAUUCCUCACUUUCUCACUGUCUGCCUGAAGAGGUGUCAAGGAUCCAGCAACGAGAGAGAGAGGAAGAGAAAAUUUUAGAGGGAAUUGGUUGUCUUUAAUGUAGUGCAGAAAUGGAACUGUUAAGGUGAAAAGAGCAAGGACACAUGAACAGAACAAGAGCGAUAGUGUGUAUGAGAGAGAGAGAGAGAGAGAGAGAGAGAGAGAGUGGGGAGUAUAAAGCAGGGGUGGAUGUGGGUGGCAGUGUGAGAUAGAGAAAUGCUCAGAGGAAAACAGAGAGAUGUACUGAGAUGAGAAAAAAAAAACUUAAUGUCCUGCAGCAUCACAUGCUGAAGAUGUCUGACUGAGCGAUCAACUGAGAGAAGUGUGAUGCAAGAGAACAUUUAUUAUCCCGAACCUCAGGUAGAAUUUUAUUUUAAAUAGAUAGCAUUUUAUUUUAACGGUCUGUUUGAGCAAUAUUCUCCCUUGUCUGUAAUUGUGUUUUCACAAGAGGUUUGAUUGUUGUCAUGACAAAGUUAGUCUGUGCAUUCUUGAUUUAUUUUCAAUAUGUAACAUGUUAUGGAUGUAAUGCAAACUACAGCUAUAAGGGUAUGGUCAAACUGCAAAGAGGUGCUCUCGGGGGACCUUGGAUUUUAUUCUUCAGGGCUCUCAUAGAUGACCAAAGCUUAGUUAUACCUUUUAACCCAAAGUAUGUGUGUGUCUGUGUGUGAUUGAACGAAUGAGUGUCAACAAAUAAAUGCUGUUUUUUCAGCAAAAUGAGAAAUAAAUGACUAUCUCUGCUUUUCAACUUAA